CGAGUAUCGAUAUUUUUUCGCUCUACCUUAUAAAUCAUUUUUAUCUGACGCUGCUCAAAAAUUUAAAGUGAAGUGAUUUUGGAUAAAUUUAAUUUUUAUGAGAAUUAAAACGACCUAACAAAUAUAAACUUUGUUAUUUAGGGUGUAAUGACGAACAAAUACAUACAUACAUGCAUAUGGAUGUAUUUACAAAAUCAAUAUGAUGUUUGUACAUACAUAUAAACCGAUGACUACAUACUGACAAAAAAUUUAAAGGCAUUAAAAUGAUUUUAAUAGAAGUAUAUGAUAUGUUGGUUAAAUUAUUACAUUAUUUGUAAGCAAAUGUAUCUUUGGGAUACAUGUGUAAAAACAUAAUAAAUUAACCUUUGUAUGCAGCUGAAUCUUUUUAAUCUUUAUUUUUAAGCUCCUUUCAUCAAGAACAGAAGCCGCGCACAUAACCAUUCGUACAUGUGUGUACCAUGAAAAAUUAAUAUAUUAUAUCCAUCAAACAAAUGUAAAAAAAUGGAACUGACAUUGGAUAAUUACUUUCCUUAUCUUAAUUCACUUUCUCUUAACAUUGCUCGUGACAUAAAUAGAGUAAAGUCAACGUAUGAUCAAGAAACUUGGCAUUCACUAACCUUGAAUGAUCAAGAAAACGUAUUGAACAAUUUUUUUAUAAAACCAGAUUUAUAUAAUAAAUACAACAACAAAUGUAUAACAGAAAGGGCUUCUCAGGUAAAGACUAACAUGGUUUAUUCCUAUAACGGCCAAGAUUUACAUACUUAUAUUUAUCAAAACGUCGGUAUGAAAAUGUUGUAUGAUGAAAAUCAUGCCGGGAAUUGCAGAGAUGAACAUUCGUUUCCAUUUAGUUAUCGUACAAAAUCUCAAAUAAAUAUUCCGUCUAUAGAAUCUAUAAGAGCGGCUACCACACUAAUUGAUGUGUCAAAAUCUAUUAAGUCUGAAGCUAUGAACAAUACGAAGAAGCCAUCUAUCAUAAAUAUUAAUGAAGCUCUUCCUCAUUAUAAAGGCGAUGAAGAUUUAAUUACAAACAGUGUUGGACAACACGACAAUGACCAACAAAAUAAUGAAACUUCACAUGUUGAAUCAAAAAAUACCAUUUUAAUAGAUAGUGAUAACGAAUUUAAAGAAAGUAGCGGUCCAAAAGAGAACGAUAAACUUUUAUCUCCGGAUCUAUACAUACCAAGAGGUUUUGAUUUCCUCAGUAAUUGGUAAAACAAACAAAUAAUUUUUUAAGUACAUUUAAAAUAUUUGUAAUCUCUUUCAUGAAAUAAAAACUAUAGUCGGAAA
Drosophila kikkawai is the source of this 1287-nucleotide messenger RNA. Lineage: Eukaryota; Metazoa; Arthropoda; Insecta; Diptera; Drosophilidae. The record is from RefSeq and is a predicted model, not a curated record.